GAGCUCCAGACCCACCGCUAUAUAGGUAGAAACAUUUCAGACUUGCACGCAAAGUUCUCAAGAGUUCCUACUUCUCUUGUAUUCUCUUGUUCCAUCUGAAUCUUUUUCUCUCUCACACACACACCAUAAAUUUUCUGAGCUCUCCUUACAGUGAAUUGCUCUUGAACUUCUCUUAAACCUCCGUCCAUGGCUCUGUUACACCCUACCUCUGCCUUGGCUGCUAUCGACACAGUGUUAUCAACGAGAAGCAAAACUCUGAAUUUUCCUCUUUAUACCUAUAGCAAUAUGCAAUCUUUCACCAGAAAACAUAGACCGAAUGGACCCAGAAACCUGUCUUUACGCGUUGCUACGCCAACAAGCAUUGAGCCUGAGCAAUCAAUUCCAGAAACAGAGAAGGAUGAAACUGAGAAUGAAUUUAGUGACGAGAGCUCCUCUUCAAAGUUUUCUUGGAGGGAUCACUGGUACCCAGUUUCUUUAAUUGAAGAUCUGGACCCUCGAUUGCCUACCCCAUUUCAGCUUCUCGGUCGCGAGAUCGUACUGUGGUAUGACAAAUCCAAAUCCGAAUGGGUGGCUUUCGACGACAAAUGCCCCCAUCGUCUUGCCCCCUUAUCAGAAGGACGGAUUGAUGAAGAUGGCAACUUACAGUGCUCCUAUCAUGGCUGGUCCUUUGAUGGAUGUGGAUCUUGUGUUAGGAUCCCUCAGGCGUCAUCGGAAGGUCCUGAAGCUCGUGCUAUUCGAUCACCUAGAGCAUGUGCCACAAAGUUCCCUACCAUGGUGUCUCAGGGUCUCCUCUUUGUGUGGCCGGAUGAGAAUGGUUGGGAAAAAGCCGGCGCCGCUAAGCCCCCAUUGUUGCCUGAUGACUUCGAAAAACCAGAGUUUGCCACCGUGAACAUUCAACGCGAUCUGUUCUAUGGCUAUGAUACUCUCAUGGAGAAUGUUUCCGACCCUUCUCACAUUGAUUUUGCUCAUCACAAGGUGACAGGAAGGAGAGAUAGGGCAAAGCCUUUGCCAUUCAAGUUGGAGGGUAGUGGUCCAUGGGGCUUUGCUGGAGCUAACGAUGGGAACCCACGAAUCAGUUCCAAAUUUGUUGCCCCUUGUUAUUAUAUGAACAAAAUAGAGAUUAAUAACAAGCUUCCAAUAGUUGGUGACCAAAGAUGGGUAAUAUGGAUAUGUUCUUUCAAUGUCCCCAUGGCACCUGGUAAGACUCGCUCCAUUGUUUGCAGUGCCCGAAACUUUUUCCAGUUCACAGUGCCUGGACCUGCAUGGUGGCAAGUGGUUCCUAGAUGGUAUGAACAUUGGACCUCAAACAAGGUGUAUGAUGGAGACAUGAUUGUUCUUCAAGGCCAAGAAAAAAUAUUUCUUGCGGAGACCAGUGAUGGGUCCGGUGAUGUUAACAAGGAGUACACAAAGCUCACCUUCACACCAACACAGGCAGAUCGCUUUGUCUUGGCAUUUCGAAAUUGGCUAAGGCGACAUGGAAAUAGCCAGCCUGAAUGGUUCGGCCUGAGCAGCCAGCAGCCGUUACCAUCAACAGUUCUAACAAAACGGCAGAUGUUGGAUAGAUUUGAACAGCACACUCUCAAGUGUUCAUCAUGUAAAGGAGCUUAUACAGCAUUCCAGACGUUGCAGAAGAUUCUGAUCGGUGCAACAGUUGUUUUUGGUGCAACGUCGGGGAUCCCUUCAGAGACAUAUCUCCGGAUAGUUCUGGCCGGACUUGCAGUCGCUAGCGCUGGCUUGGCCUUUGCCUUAAAUGAACUCCAAAAGAAUUUUGUAUUUGUUGAUUACGUGCAUGCUGAUAUUGAUUAGAAUUUAGACAGUAGACACGCCUCAUAGCCCUUGUAGGAAUCCUGGCGAACCAAAGCCUUUGCAAAUGGCUGGCUGUAAACAAAGUUUAAAGCUCAACAAACAAAUGUAAAACUGAGAUAUAUAUUCACACUUUUGUGUGUGUAUAUACAGAUGAACACAGCAAAAUCUUAAUCACCGACAUUUUUCUUUUCUUUCUGGCAAAGACUGGAAAGGUUUCAA
This is a messenger RNA of Neltuma alba, 2025 nucleotides long. RefSeq names its product pheophorbide a oxygenase, chloroplastic. NCBI's taxonomy places the organism in Eukaryota, Viridiplantae, Streptophyta, Magnoliopsida, Fabales, Fabaceae. The record is from RefSeq and is a predicted model, not a curated record. Gene Ontology annotation, cellular component: chloroplast thylakoid; cytoplasm. The coding region runs from base 187 to 1806 and encodes 539 amino acids. Gene Ontology annotation, molecular function: pheophorbide a oxygenase activity; chlorophyllide a oxygenase activity; 2 iron, 2 sulfur cluster binding. The transcript is spliced from 7 exons.